Molecule: messenger RNA, 1502 nt
Organism: Punica granatum (pomegranate)
Lineage: Eukaryota; Viridiplantae; Streptophyta; Magnoliopsida; Myrtales; Lythraceae
Source: RefSeq, a predicted model, not a curated record
AAAUUUGAACUGGGGGGAAGGAAGGGUUUUAGGGCAGGAGCGGCUUUCUUCGUCGGAGACCGGCCUCUGUUUAGGAGGGAAAAUCCGUCGUCGAAUCUGCACCGAAUCACCAUUCCCAAUCCCAAAAAUCUCUAGCCCUAACCCUAUUCGAUCAUCCGGAGCUUGAUUGCGAGUCCGCGGAGGAUUGAGAAGGUCUGACCUUUUCGUGGUCGUGUUGCUGUAGAUAUCAUAUGAUGAGCACGACAGCGCAGAGAACUCCCAAGUCAGGGAGGCAGUCACUGUUCUUCCAAGACUUGGCGACGCCUAUUUCUGCCCGUAGAGGGAAGUUCUCGAGCUCGGGUCAGGCCGCUGCAGUUUCAGCACUGUGGCGUGAGAACUUUGGGGCUUCUGAUCUUCCACCCCCUCCAGUAUUUACUUUGGAGGACCGGUCAGACUUCUCGCCUGAAUCUGGGAUUCCCGACUAUCCCAUGUCCCCGGAGAUCAAAUCGGAUCCGCGAACCCCAGUUCAAAGCUCAGGGAGGGACUUCUCAACUCCUUUGAAGAGCAAAUCGGAGGCGAGCACUUCUUAUGCACUGAAGAUGGGGCAGCAGACUCAGCAAGGUUCAGGGAGUUCGAGUUGGUGGUCUCCAGCGAAGGGUUCAGGUGAAUCAGAUGAGAAGGCUAAAGGUUCACCAGUUGAGGGUGUUGUACAAGCAGGUGCUUUGGUCAUUCUUCCACCUCCAAGAGAGGUUGCUAGGCCAGUCUGGCCUGAGAUGCAGAAAAAUGCCAUGCCUGCAGGAAACCUUGAUGAGGAAGAAUGGGUUACCGUUUACGGAUUUUCUCCAGGGGAUACCAACUUAGUAUUGCGGGAGUUUGAAAAGUGCGGUGUGAUACUCAAGCAUGUACCUGGUCCAAGAGAUGCCAACUGGAUACAUAUUCUCUAUCAGAAUCGAUCGGAUGCCCAGAAGGCUCUGAGCAAGAACGGGAUGCAGAUAAAUGGGGUUCUUCUUGUGGGUGUGAAGCCAGUAGAUCCGAUGCAACGCCAAGCUCUGAAUGAAAGACUCGACAACAACAAUCAGGGAUUCAUGCCCGUGCCCCCAUCUUCAAGCAGAACAGCUGAUUUGAUUUCACGGAAAGCCUCUCCCAAUCCAUAUUAUCUUCAGAAUGGCACCAAACAGUCUGGGGGAGGCGCUAUUGCUUCUCCAGCAAAGUCUGUGGUCUCAAAGGUCAUGGAUUUGAUGUUUGGCGUUUAGAAGUUAUUGGUUAUAUCUCGGAGAUUCUCAGUGAAAUAGUGAUUUACAAAUGAGCAUAUGAUGUAAACUGUCGUUCCGAUUGCGCCCUUUUUGGAAUGGGGUCGUUAGAUUAAGUAUGGUCUUUGCUUGGCAAGGAGGUGAUUUUUUCGUUUCUACCUGAGGAAGAAUGUUUGUGAGAAGAAUCAUAAUUUUUUAUUGGAGCCAAAUGGAGGACAGUUUUAAAAUUGUUGUGGAUUCAAAGAGGGAUGAAUUGGUCCAUUUUCGAAUGCA